GCUGAACAAUCCCAGACGUCUAUCUGCUGGUCGCCAGAAUGAAACCCACGGAGGUUGGGCUGUGGCAAAUUUCUCCAGCUUUACUUAACCCACACACUCAAUUACACACAGCAGCUGCCCCAACCUGAAAACCUUGAGGACUCUUCCCUAUCCCCAUACUGGGAAUGAACCCAGGAUUUUUGCACUGUGCUGCAUCUCCUGCCUUUAAAAGGAUUUUGGGUGGGUGGAGUCUCAGUAAGUCACUAAGUUGCCAUGACCAGGUUUAAACUUGUGAUCCUCCUGCCUCAGCCUUUCAGAAUGUUGGGUGACAGGUGUGCACCAUCAGGCCCUGGAAUCUUGAACAACCUCAUUCCUAAAGUCUUCACUGUUUCUUGAAGAAGUUCCCUGGGACUGAAAACUACAGUCAGGUGUCCCAGCAACGGCUGUGCGAGGUCAGCAAGCACCUACUAGCACACAUAGCCUCUCGUGUUCCACUGGAGGACAUGGUGAAGCUGGUCCUCUACCUGUGCUGAUAUCUGUCCCGAGACAAUUGUAAUGAGGGUUAACAGGGCAUCUAUGUGGAAAUAUUAAGUAUGCCUGCACUUAGCAGGUAUUGGUGAAAUAAAUUAGAAUGUUAUAGAUGCAAACACGCAAAUGGUGCUCACCCUAGACCAGGAACAGCCCCAAGGGCUUUACACGCAGUGCUGCACUUAAUGCUUAAUUCUACCCCAAGGAAAUGGAACCAAUCUAUCCCUGUCUGGAGAUUAAGAAGUUGGAGUUACAUCACAUACCUAAAGUCACCAUCUACGAAAAAUGGGAGCUAAGAAUUUAUUCUAGGUAGCCUGGCUUUGAGGCAUACACUCGGUCACUUACUAGGCUAUGUAGUACUUCAAGGCUGCCCUACGUGGUUUUCAAAUUAUGCACUUCAAAACUCCAGGCCAAGCCAGAUGCCCAUUAGGCCGACAUGGCCAUCUCCCACGUACUUGGAGCCACACUGUCACUAAAGCAGUUCCUGAGAAGGCAACAAAUCCUCCUCCUCUGCAGAAGGAUUUUGCAAGCAAUCUGGCAAGCUCCAAAUGUGUGUGAUCACAAAUACCUGAAGAACUGGGCAAGGGAAGAAUUCAAAAGAAAUAAAAGUGCCACAGAAGAGGAUACAAUCCAGAUGACGAUUACUCAAGGCAACAUCCAGCUAAAGGAGUUUUGAAAAAAACACUUGCAUUAGAAAAAUCCUAACUAUAGAAAUUUUCU
Molecule: messenger RNA, 1227 nt
Organism: Cavia porcellus (domestic guinea pig)
Lineage: Eukaryota; Metazoa; Chordata; Mammalia; Rodentia; Caviidae
Product: LYR motif-containing protein 2-like
Exons: 1
Coding region: 944-1183 (79 amino acids)
Cellular component (GO): mitochondrion
Source: RefSeq, a predicted model, not a curated record